CACAUAGACAUAUCUGCGCAUUGUAUGCAUUGACAUACUUGCUUAAACAUACAUACUUACUAAAUUGUACCUAUUUAGAAGGGGGUUUGGACAGGGGGGGUGAAGAGAAACAUGUUGAGAAGGUCAAGGUCAUCUGCUGGAAGUAGAAAAUGGUAGAUGAACAAGAUCGAUUGUUGCCAAUUGCAAAUGUGUGUAGAGUCAUGAAGCAAAUCCUGCCACCAACAGCCAAGAUUUCAAAAGAAGCAAAAGAAACAAUGCAAGAAUGUGCGACUGAAUUUAUAAGUUUUGUGACAGGUGAGGCAUCUGACAAGUGUCACAAGGAGAAUCGAAAGACAGUGAAUGGAGAUGACAUCUGUUGGGCUUUGAGUUCUUUAGGGUUUGAUAAUUAUGCUGAGGCUAUAGUAAGGUAUUUACAUAAAUUUCGAGAAGCUGAAAGAGAGAAAGUUAUUAAUAACCAAAGCAAAGCUGCUGCUGCUGCUGCUACUCAUCAAGAUAAAGACUUUGGAGACUUCAACUGCAAAGGUUGCCAAAAAGAAAAGCAGCAGAAAACGGAGACAUCUAACCCUUUAGAGUUUAGGGUUCUUGAGAAGGGUAACAGCAGUAGCUCUUUUACAAAACCAUCCUGACCAACAUCGAUCGCAUACUCCGCCUUUCUUAGAAGAUGAAAAAAGAAGAAAUUAAGAGAAGAACAAGACGAUGAGGAGCAGGAACAAACAAGAGUAUACAACUUAAAGGUUUAAGCAUUUUAUUGAAGACCAGAUCUAUUGAUCACAAAGUGUAAUGACUAGCAAAAAGAUUGGACUUUCUUGCUUCAAUUAGGUUUGCUUCUUUGAGGUAGUUAGUUAACUUUCAUCUUUCUUCUGAAACUGGUUUUUUUCCUGCCUUUUUCUUUUUGACCCUUUUCUUUGUCUGAUUCUACUAUGAAGAAGGAGAAAAACUUGUUAUUUCUUAGCUUGUGAUACUUGUAAGGUAGCACUCCCUGUGAGUUUGAGUUAGCUAUUUUUCUUUUUUAUUCUUAAUUUUGAUUUUGUGCAUCUUUCAGUCUAUUCGGGGAUUUAUAAAGGAAUUAUACAAUUGCAUUAGAAUUUGCAGCCUA
Molecule: messenger RNA, 1096 nt
Organism: Ricinus communis (castor bean)
Lineage: Eukaryota; Viridiplantae; Streptophyta; Magnoliopsida; Malpighiales; Euphorbiaceae
Product: nuclear transcription factor Y subunit B-4
Exons: 1
Coding region: 150-626 (158 amino acids)
Biological process (GO): regulation of transcription by RNA polymerase II
Cellular component (GO): nucleus; CCAAT-binding factor complex
Molecular function (GO): protein heterodimerization activity; RNA polymerase II cis-regulatory region sequence-specific DNA binding; DNA-binding transcription activator activity, RNA polymerase II-specific
Source: RefSeq, a predicted model, not a curated record